GGCAGCGCACGGGUUAAGGCUGGCACCGCGCCCGGCGGGAGGGGGGCGCCCACCUCCCCUCCCCCCCGCGCCGGGCAUGCGGGGCCCGCUGGGACCGAGGAGGAGCUGCCGCGGCUGUUCGCCGAGGAGAUGGAGAACGAGGACGAGAUGUCAGAAGAAGAAGAUGGUGGUCUUGAAGGUUUCCAUGGCUUCUUCCCUGCGGAGCCCGUGAGCCUUCCUAAGAAGAAGAAAUCCAAGAAGCUCAAGGAGAGCAAGUCCAAAGGGAAGCGGAAGAAGAAAGAGGGGAGCAAUGAUGAGCUUUCAGAAAAUGAGGAGGAUCUGGAAGAGAAGUCGGAGAGCGAAGGUAGCGACUACUCCCCUAACAAAAAGAAGAAGAAGAAACUCAAGGACAAGAAGGAGAAAAAGGCCAAGCGGAAGAAGAAGGACGAGGACGAGGAGGACAACGAUGAUGGGUGCUUAAAGGAGCCCAAGUCCUCAGGGCAGCUCAUGGCCGAGUGGGGCCUGGAUGACGUGGACUACCUGUUCUCGGAGGAGGACUACCACACGCUAACCAACUACAAGGCCUUCAGUCAGUUCCUCCGGCCGCUCAUUGCCAAGAGGAACCCGAAGAUCCCCAUGUCCAAAAUGAUGACCGUCCUAGGUGCCAAGUGGCGGGAAUUCAGUGCCAACAACCCCUUCAAGGGCAGCUCUGCAGCAGCAGCUGCAGCGGCUGUGGCCGCAGCUGUAGAGACAGUCACCAUCGCCCCACCACUGGCCAUCAGCCCCCAGCAGGUGCCCCAGCCGGUACCCAUCCGCAAGGCCAAGACCAAAGAGGGCAAGGGGCCUGGAGUGAGGAAGAAGAUUAAAGGCUCCAAAGAUGGGAAGAAGAAGGGUAAGGGGAAGAAAGUGGCUGGGCUCAAGUUCCGCUUUGGAGGGAUCGGUGGCAAGAGGAAGAAGGGCUCUUCGAGUGAGGAAGAUGAGCGGGAGGAGUCGGACUUGGACAGUGCCAGCAUCCACAGCUCCUCCGUGCGCUCUGAGUGCUCCGCAGCCCUGGGCAAGAAGAGCAAGAGGCGGCGCAAGAAGAGGAGGAUUGAUGAUGGUGAUGGCUAUGAGACUGACCACCAGGACUACUGCGAGGUGUGCCAGCAGGGAGGGGAGAUCAUCCUGUGUGACACCUGCCCGCGGGCCUACCACCUCGUCUGCCUGGACCCGGAGCUGGAGAAGGCUCCCGAGGGCAAGUGGAGCUGUCCGCACUGUGAGAAGGAGGGGAUCCAGUGGGAGCCGAAGGAUGACGACGACGAAGAGGAGGAGGGCGGCUGUGAGGAGGAGGAGGACGACCACAUGGAGUUCUGCCGAGUGUGCAAGGACGGCGGCGAGCUGCUCUGCUGCGACGCCUGCCCCUCCUCCUACCACCUGCACUGCCUCAACCCGCCGCUGCCCGAGAUCCCAAACGGUGAAUGGCUCUGCCCGCGCUGUACUUGUCCCCCGCUGAAGGGCAAAGUCCAACGGAUCCUACACUGGAGGUGGACAGAGCCCCCAGCUCCCUUCAUGGUGGGGCUGCCAGGACCGGAUGUGGAACCAGGAAUGCCCCCACCCAAGCCCCUGGAGGGUAUCCCAGAGAGAGAGUUCUUUGUCAAGUGGGCCGGGCUCUCCUACUGGCACUGCUCAUGGGUGAAGGAGCUACAGCUGGAGCUGUACCACACAGUGAUGUAUCGCAACUACCAAAGAAAGAACGACAUGGACGAGCCGCCACCCUUUGACUAUGGCUCCGGUGACGAGGACGGCAAGAGCGAGAAGAGGAAGAACAAGGACCCUUUGUACGCCAAGAUGGAGGAGCGCUUUUACCGCUAUGGCAUCAAGCCCGAAUGGAUGAUGAUCCAUCGCAUCCUGAACCACAGCUUUGACAAAAAGGGGGACGUCCACUACCUGAUCAAGUGGAAAGAUCUGCCCUAUGACCAGUGCACCUGGGAGAUUGACGACAUUGACAUCCCCUAUUAUGACAACCUGAAGCAGGCCUACUGGGGCCACAGGGAGCUGAUGCUGGGGGAGGACGCCAGACUGCCCAAGCGGCUGAUCAAGAAGGGCAAGAAGCUGAAGGACGAUAAGCAGGAGAAGCCCCCAGACACACCCAUUGUGGACCCCACGGUCAAGUUCGACAAGCAGCCAUGGUACAUCGACUCCACAGGUGGUACGCUGCACCCCUACCAGCUGGAGGGCCUCAACUGGCUGCGCUUCUCCUGGGCACAGGGCACGGACACCAUCCUGGCUGAUGAGAUGGGUCUGGGCAAGACCGUGCAGACCAUCGUGUUCCUCUACUCCCUGUACAAAGAGGGCCACUCCAAGGGGCCCUACCUGGUCAGCGCGCCCCUGUCUACCAUCAUCAACUGGGAACGCGAGUUCGAGAUGUGGGCACCCGACUUCUACGUGGUCACCUACACAGGGGACAAGGAGAGCCGCUCGGUGAUCCGCGAGAACGAGUUUUCCUUCGAGGAUAAUGCCAUUCGGAGUGGGAAGAAAGUGUUCCGCAUGAAGAAAGAGGUGCAGAUCAAGUUCCACGUGCUGCUCACCUCCUACGAGCUCAUCACCAUCGACCAGGCCAUCCUGGGCUCCAUCGAGUGGGCUUGCCUCGUGGUGGACGAGGCCCACCGGCUCAAGAACAACCAGUCCAAGUUCUUUAGGGUCCUGAACAGCUACAAGAUCGAUUACAAGCUGCUGCUGACGGGGACGCCCCUUCAGAACAACCUGGAGGAACUCUUCCAUCUCCUCAACUUCCUGACUCCAGAGAGGUUCAACAACCUGGAGGGUUUCCUGGAGGAGUUUGCUGACAUCUCCAAGGAGGACCAGAUCAAGAAGCUGCAUGACCUGCUGGGACCCCACAUGCUCCGGCGGCUCAAGGCUGAUGUUUUCAAGAACAUGCCGGCCAAGACGGAGCUGAUCGUCCGUGUGGAGCUGAGUCAGAUGCAGAAGAAGUACUACAAGUUCAUCCUCACACGGAACUUCGAGGCGCUGAACUCCAAGGGGGGCGGGAACCAGGUGUCCCUGCUCAACAUCAUGAUGGACCUGAAGAAGUGCUGCAACCACCCCUACCUCUUCCCUGUGGCCGCUGUGGAGGCCCCUGUCUUGCCCAACGGCUCCUAUGAUGGCAGCUCCCUGGUGAAGUCUUCAGGGAAGCUCAUGCUGCUGCAGAAGAUGCUCAAGAAGUUGCGGGAUGAGGGGCACCGCGUGCUGAUCUUUUCUCAGAUGACCAAGAUGCUGGACCUUCUGGAGGAUUUCCUGGAAUAUGAGGGCUACAAGUACGAGCGGAUUGAUGGUGGCAUCACCGGGGGCCUCCGGCAAGAGGCGAUUGACAGAUUCAAUGCCCCUGGGGCCCAGCAGUUCUGCUUCCUCCUCUCAACCCGGGCCGGUGGCCUGGGCAUCAACCUGGCCACGGCAGACACGGUCAUCAUCUACGACUCGGAUUGGAACCCGCAUAACGACAUCCAGGCCUUCAGCCGUGCCCACCGCAUUGGGCAGAACAAGAAGGUGAUGAUCUACCGCUUCGUGACCCGGGCCUCUGUGGAGGAGCGCAUCACACAGGUGGCCAAGCGCAAGAUGAUGCUCACCCACCUGGUGGUGCGCCCGGGCCUGGGCUCCAAGUCGGGUUCCAUGACCAAGCAGGAGUUGGACGACAUCCUCAAGUUCGGCACUGAGGAACUCUUCAAGGACGACGUGGAGGGCAUGAUGUCCCAGGGCCAGAGGCCUGUAACGCCCAUCCCUGAUGUGCAGUCCUCCAAGGGGGGAGCCCUGGCUGCCAGCGCAAAGAAAAAACAUGGCAGCACCCCACCAGGUGACAACAAGGACGUGGAGGACAGCAGUGUGAUCCACUAUGAUGAUGCGGCCAUCUCCAAGCUGCUGGACCGGAACCAGGAUGCCACAGAUGACACGGAGCUACAGAACAUGAAUGAGUACCUGAGCUCCUUCAAGGUGGCGCAGUACGUGGUGCGCGAAGAGGAUGGCGUGGAGGAGGUGGAGCGGGAGGUGAUCAAGCAGGAGGAGAACGUGGACCCUGACUACUGGGAGAAGCUGCUGCGGCACCACUACGAGCAGCAGCAGGAGGACCUGGCCCGCAACCUGGGCAAGGGCAAGCGCAUCCGCAAGCAGGUCAACUACAACGACGCCUCCCAAGAGGACCAGGAGUGGCAGGAUGAACUCUCGGAUAACCAGUCCGAGUAUUCCAUCGGCUCCGAGGACGAGGACGAGGACUUUGAGGAAAGGCCGGAGGGGCAGAGUGGACGGCGGCAGUCCAGGAGGCAGCUGAAGAGUGACAGGGACAAGCCCCUGCCCCCUCUGCUUGCUCGAGUCGGUGGCAACAUUGAGGUCCUGGGCUUCAACGCCCGACAGCGGAAAGCCUUUCUGAACGCCAUCAUGCGCUGGGGCAUGCCGCCCCAGGACGCCUUCAACUCCCACUGGCUGGUGCGAGACCUCCGCGGAAAGAGUGAGAAGGAAUUUAGAGCCUAUGUGUCCCUCUUCAUGCGGCACCUGUGUGAGCCGGGGGCAGACGGCGCGGAGACCUUUGCGGACGGCGUGCCCCGGGAGGGCCUCUCCAGGCAGCAUGUGCUCACGCGCAUCGGGGUCAUGUCACUGGUUAGGAAGAAGGUUCAGGAGUUUGAGCAUGUCAAUGGGAAGUACAGCACCCCGGACUUGGUUCCUGAGGGACCUGAGGGCAAGAAGCCAGGCGAGGUCGUCUCCUCAGACCCCAACACGCCAGUGCCUGCCAGCCCUGCCCAUCUCCCGCCUGCCCCACUGGGCCUGCCAGACAAAAUGGAAACACAGCUGGGCUACUUGGAUGAGAAGGAACCAGUGGUGCAGAAGCCAAAGAAGCCCCUGGAUGUCCAGGCCCUGCCAACUGCCAUGGACAGAGGGGAGGGUGAGGACAAGCACGAGAGCUCAGACAGCAAGGAGCGAGCCCGAGAGGAGCGGCUGGAGGAGGUGGAGAAGGCCCAGCCCUCCCCAGAGCAGCUGCCCAAAGAGGAAGUGCCUCCUGAGAAGGAGCAAGCUCUUGACAAGCUGGAGCUAAGCUUGAGUCACAGCAGAGGGGACGGCAGUGACUGCAGGCCAGAUGACCCCAAAGCCGAGGAGAAGGAGCCUGCUGAGACACAGCAAAAUGGUGACAGAGAGGAGGACGAUGAGGGGAAGAAGGAGGAGAAGAAUGGGAAGUUCAAAUUCAUGUUCAACAUUGCUGACGGGGGCUUCACAGAGCUGCACACUCUGUGGCAGAAUGAGGAACGUGCCGCCGUGUCCUCGGGAAAGAUCUAUGACAUCUGGCACCGGCGCCACGACUACUGGCUGCUGGCGGGCAUUGUGACGCAUGGCUAUGCCCGCUGGCAGGACAUCCAGAAUGACCCGAGGUACAUGAUCCUCAACGAGCCCUUCAAGUCUGAGAUCCACAAGGGCAACUACCUGGAGAUGAAGAACAAGUUCCUGGCCCGCAGGUUCAAGCUGCUGGAGCAGGCGCUGGUCAUUGAGGAGCAGCUCCGCAGGGCCGCGUACCUCAACAUGACCCAGGACCCCAACCACCCAGCCAUGGCCCUCAACGCCCGUCUGGCCGAGGUGGAGUGCCUUGCUGAGAGCCAUCAGCACCUGUCCAAGGAGUCCCUUGCCGGGAACAAGCCUGCCAAUGCCGUUCUGCACAAGGUCUUGAACCAGCUGGAGGAGCUGCUGAGCGACAUGAAGGCGGAUGUGACACGCCUGCCCUCCAUGUUGUCGCGCAUCCCCCCCGUGGCCGCCCGCUUGCAGAUGUCGGAGCGCAGCAUCUUGAGCCGCCUGACCAACCGUGCUGGGGACCCCACCAUCCAGCAGGGCGCUUUCGGCUCUUCUCAGAUGUACAACAGCAACUUUGGGCCCAACUUCCGGGGCCCUGGACCGGGAGGGAUCGUCAACUACAACCAGAUGCCCCUGGGGCCCUAUGUGACCGAUAUCUAGCCGUCCCCGUGACUUCCCCCUGUUGCAGCGCUCAUGUCCAGCUGAGCCACGCUUACCGGGCCACCUGCCUGACCCCCACGGGAGAGGAAAGCUGCUGCCUUUUUAGAACCGGUGCCACCUUGUGACAGAAAGGGAAAUGGAGUAGUGCCAUCAUCGCAUGGAGGACGAGGCCCAGCCUGGCUGGGCCGGAGCCCAGAAGUGCCACCUCGUCGAGAUUCAGUGUUCUUCUACACAGCGUCACACCUGCCACCAUGCCGGACACGCCCCUCGCCACCUUCUCCAGAACGACUUCUUAGAGAGAUUUCAUUUAUCUUUUGCACAUUCCUAUUGAAGAUUCGGACGUGUUUGUCUUGAUAAAAGUUGGAUGACGUACGGAAGAUUCUGACCCUCAGCACUCACGCCUGUCACCGGGCUCCAGUCCUAAGGGGAAGCUCCCUGGAGGCCCUGGCACCACCCUGCAGGCUCAGCCCAGCUGGGGAGAGCUCAGUGUGUCUGCUCUGGUGUGACUGCCCUCCUGCUCCAACCCCUGCCUGCCCGGUACCCCCGGAACCAGAUGGGCCAGGCGGGAGCAUGGCCACCUCGCUCCAGUGGAGGAGAUGCUGGCUGAUGCCUGAUCAGACAGGGUGUUUCCUGUCUCCUUCCUGCCAGGGCUCGUAGACCACCAGGGAGAUGCCGUCUUCUGGGGGUUACCUGUCUGUCCCGGGCCCAGCACGUCCUGAAGGCCUGGGCUCUGGCUACCAGCAGAGAGGCCCCGGAAGUCAUGGCAGGCUUCAGCAUGUGCACCCAGGGAGGAGGGGGCCCCAAUCUGUCAGAGCCACUGCAGGAGGGGAAUGGGAGGCUUGUCAUCUGCUGGGGGUGUGGUUAUGGCAGGCGAGAGCUGUGCCCUGGUAAGGAGGGACAUGGUCACUGGAUGGCCCAGGAGACCCUGCCCUGUCCUGUGCCCUGGGAGGCCUGUCCCGCCCACCUUUGGGUACAGACUUCUGUGCACAGUCUUCUGGACUGCCCUCUGAGGCCUGGACUCCUCCUUUUUUCUGUCCCUGGGUAGUCCUCCAUCGGGACUUGCUGCAUGAGGCAGGGGCCACAGCUGCCCUUGCUGAGUUCUUGGAGGGUGUGGGGAGAGCUCUGCCGUGAGGGGGGACUAGUCCAUGGCCUCUGGAGGCCCUUCCUGGCAGGAGCCUCCCAGCUCCUGCGUCUUCUGCAGGAAUGCCUUGGAGCCUGCACCCUCUUCCCACGCGUCCACCGUCGGAAUCCCUCCCCCUGCUCCAUCCCACCUUGUACCGGCCCGAUGUGGGAUGGGGGCUUGGGAGCUGGCCAGGCCUGGGCCCGUGGUCCGAUCCUCCCACUGGCUGCAGCUCGGCCUGGAGGGGUUGUGCAGCCUUGAGCGGGGCGCCUCCCAGGGCGAGUCCAGGGGGCGUCCUCUGAGGGUGCAGUGAGCAACGGGCUGAGCAGCAAGAGGGGCCAGACUGCUCCCUGGGAGAGGCAUGAGGGGCACAGUCUCUGGGCUGCCUGGGGCGGAAGGGAGGCCAGGAGCGGUAGCAAGCCUCGGGCUCGUCUCCCGGACACUCGGGCAAAUACCUGGCCCUCCUAAAGCCCUGGGUGUGCUCACCUCUAACAUGGCUCUUUCUGACUCCCUGGAGGGCCAGAUCCCAAGGUCCCCUCCAUCUUGGCAGGUCCCUGCUCCAGCCUUGAUCCAGAUCUCCAAGUCUGGCCUGGCUCUGGUUGGGGGGUGGGCAGCCUGAGGUGGAGAGGACUGGAGCGUCAGUGGACUUGAGCACCGCAGAGUCCAGGUGUGGUUGGCCCUGCCCCCCGGGGGGGCGGCCCUUGUGGCAGGCAGGGUCCUCAGCAAGCCUUUGUGGUCCAUCUGCACCACUGGCCUCCGGUCAGUGCCCCUUCAGAGCCUCCUGGCUCAGGCCAGGAGAGAUGGCCUGCCUUGAGCUAACUCCCCAGCUUGUGCUGUCGUCCCUACAUGGGCAGGCAGUCACCCCCGGUGGCCCCUGGGAGCAGCCCUACCGUGCCCCAUGGAGCAGGGUCCUGAGUGUUAGGCCUGGAGGAACGUGCCAGGCACGGCAAGGGUCUGUCUCCCUGGCCCCACCCAAGGGCUGGUGGUCUCUCCUGGUUGUGCCUCCUCCCUGGAAACCUUGCUCUGUCCCUCCCUCUGAUUCUUCCCAGGCCUGUCCCAGGCCCCCUUUCCCCUUCACUGCUAGGCUGGGUGGCACCCACCGUCCGCCUGGCCCUCGGAAGAGCUGUGUUCUCCACGAACAGCACCCAGGAAACCUAGGAGGUGGGCUGCAGAGUGGGGGUGGUUUCCUGCUUGGUCAGUUUGGGCUGGGGAAAGAAAAGGUUUUCCAGAACAUUUUCAUCUUUGCUCCUGAGUUAUUUCCUGCCACGGCUGUGGUGGGGAGCAGGGGGCUGGGUGAGGCCUGCCUUGGCAUCUUCAGGCUGUUUGGAUUUGCCGCUCACGGCCUCCAACCCUCAGGCCCCGGCCAGGCAACCUGCCCUCCUGCGUCCCCGCUUCCCAGCCGAUUUUCAUCCAGUGUGAGGAGGGUUUCUGCUGAACUUCCUUUGGGCCAAAGGCUCAGAAGGCUGCCAGGUGACACGGUGCUUGGGUUGGAGAGGUCACAUCUGAGGGUGCCCCUCACACACCCUGCCAGGAGCCUCCUCUGUCUCCCUGAGACCUGAUAGGGAGCCCCCUGAGAGGCACCAGGAGGCUCCCCUGUUUCCUGCAGAUCUGGCUUAUUUCAGAGGCUGGCUGGACUUCCCUUGUCCCACAUGCCUGAGGUCCUCCUGUGUGCCGGGGCUUCCUUCCCAGAGUCCUCUGGGUGCUCUCCACCAGAUCUGGGGUUGACCAGCACUUGGCCUACUGCCCUCACUUCCGUCUCGGUUCCCAGGGCCAUCGAGGGCCCGAGAGGGUGGCAUAGAGGGUAAGCUUGGGACCUGUGGCCGCCAGUGUGUGCAGGGAGGGGCGAGGCUGACACACCCCUCUGCCCCUGCUGUCCUGGUGGCCUGGCUGUAGCUGUGGGUGGACGGUGCCUGGGCCGCCCCAGUGGGGAACUGCUGUGCCCGCAGGUCCCGCGGAGUUUACAGGUUGUGGCUGUUAGCCCAAGGCGUGGGGGUUGUGGUGUCUACGGAUUUUUUUCCCUUAAUUUUCAGAUUUUUUUUUUAAACAAAGUAUUUUUUUAGGUGCGAUAACCCAGAAAGGGCCUGUUGGGUGUGUGUGUGUGUGUCCUGGCUCUUCACACGGAGGUCGGCGCCCGCCUGGCAGCUCCUGGCUCGGCCUGGAGAGGAGGGAAGGCCGCCCGAGCAGCUGAGGGGACCUUGCCUGCCCAGGCACAGUCGCAGGCUGGCCGAAGGAGGGGCCUGGCGCUCUGGCCGCUUGAGAGGGUCUCAGCCACGGGGUCCCCAGCGGGGCAGGGGUGGGACCUUGGACUGAGUUCCCUGGGGGUUGUGACUCCCCGUCUCCCACGGGAGGCUGGCAGAGACCACAGGCAACACAGUCACCUUUACUUUGUACUCUGUGUGUAUGUUUUGGUUUCUGUGUUUUAAUAAACCCUUUGGGAAGGGAC
Molecule: messenger RNA, 9503 nt
Organism: Sciurus carolinensis (gray squirrel)
Lineage: Eukaryota; Metazoa; Chordata; Mammalia; Rodentia; Sciuridae
Gene: Chd5
Product: chromodomain helicase DNA binding protein 5
Exons: 42
Coding region: 130-5940 (1936 amino acids)
Biological process (GO): negative regulation of transcription by RNA polymerase II; chromatin remodeling
Cellular component (GO): nucleus; NuRD complex; chromatin
Molecular function (GO): chromatin binding; DNA binding; histone binding
Source: RefSeq, a predicted model, not a curated record